Camellia sinensis is the source of this 1107-nucleotide messenger RNA. The record is from RefSeq and is a predicted model, not a curated record. NCBI's taxonomy places the organism in Eukaryota, Viridiplantae, Streptophyta, Magnoliopsida, Ericales, Theaceae.
AUGGUUGUUAAACAGUUAAAGUGGUUGUUAGCUGAAUUGGCUCAGAAAGAAGAUGCCUCAAAUCUCUCGCUCACUCUCUCGCUUCAGCUCGUCACUGGUAGUGAUCCUGCUCUUCUUGCACAAUUUAUUCAGCAUAUGCAUACCGUGUUCUCCAUGAAGGAAUUGGGGACUGUGUCCUAUUUCUUGGGCAUCUCCGUUAAUGCCUUAUCUCAGGGUUACUUCUUAUCUCAAACUAAGUAUGCCACUGAGCUACUUCACAAAGCUGGUUUAACUGAUUGUAAACCUUGCUCCACUCCUUUAGCUGUGAAGGCUUCUUAUUCUCCUUCUUCUUCUUCAGAUGAGCUUCCAUUUUCUAAUCCUUCUUUGUAUAGGAGUAUUGUUGGUGGUCUCCAGUACCUCACUAUUACCAGACCUGAUUUAGCCUUAGCUGUUAACCAAGCAUGUCAGCAUAUGCAUCUGCCCACAAACGCUGAUUUUCACGCUGUUAAACGUUUGUUGAGAUAUGUAAAAGGUACUCUUCAUCAUGGGCUACACUUUACUGCUGGUCCCUUAUCUCUUCAUGCUUUUUCUGAUUCAAACUGGGCCGGUGAUAGUGUUGAUCGAAAGUCCACUUCAGAGUACAGAGCAUUAGCUAAUGCCACUGCUGAAUUAACCUGGCUGCAGCAAUUGUUAAAAGAUAUGCAUAUUUUUCCAUCUUCUGUUCCUGAGCUCUGGUGUGACAACAUUUCUGCAAUGGCAUUGACUUCUAAUCCAGUUUUCCAUUCACGCUCUAAACAUAUAGAAAUUGACUUCCAUUUUAUUCGGGAUAAAGUUGUUGCCAAAGUGAUUGCUUUGAAAUAUGUUCCUACAACAGAUCAAGUGGCUGACAUUUUCACCAAACCUCUUUCUACCUCUCGGUUUCUUUAUUUGAAAGACAAGCUUCUUGUGCAGCCUUGCCCCAUCAGCUUGCAGGGGAGUGCUAAGAUACAUCAGACACAGGUGCAGCAGCACUCACAGCAGCACUCACACACUUCAGUGCAGUCUCAGGUGCAGCUAGAGGCAGAGUCAAAGCUUCAGUCUCAGCUUAAUAAGAAGUCAGCAAUGAUAACUGAUUCAUCACAGCUGUAA